AUGACCGUAGCCAAAAUGCUCGGUCUCGCCUCUAUCGCUACACUCAUCGCGAGCACCAUUGCUGCACCUGCCUCAAGUUCUGUCGAGCCAGUCACUCGACAGGCAGUAGCUACCGACUACGCUACAUGUACAGUCGGACACAUCGGCAACACCAACCUUGCCGCGUAUGACGUUCACAUCGGACGUCCAUACAACGGUGGUGCUGGUUGCGGUUACAUCUACUACGCCCUCAGCCGCACUGUCACCAUCAACGACUACAAGUGCCUCGACGACGCAGCGCAUACCGGCACCGCACUUUACCUCACUACCGAAGACAACGCAGCCUCAAACGAUCAGAUCAUUUUCGGCCUUCAGAACGCAUAUCCCAUGAUCCCUUUCAAGGCCCAUCGCAUCUGCUUCAAGUUCUAUGACAAGCGAUCUGAGCAAGAGCCAAGCAAGCGAUCUACACCAGAACCCGAGAAUCCAUGGUGCAUUUGGGGAGGCAUGCAUUACCUCUCCGUCAACGACAUCACCACCGGCAACGACAUCUUCGAUGGCUCCAAGGACUUCUGCGCCGCUCACCACGGCGCCAUCCCGACCACUCACAGCAGCACCCAAGAGUACAAGAUCGCACCCGAUAGAAGCGUCUUGUUCUCCAUGAGUAACUUCUGCGAGGGUGUCGAGAUUACUGAGAAGGAGUGCAUGGACCACUUCUGGACAGCCGGCAACAGCUGCGUAGACGACAAGAUCUACUCAGAGGGCGUCCGCAUGUAUGGCGCGACCUUCAUGACCGAGUGCUACGGUUUCUCUGUCGUUCCGUUCUAUCCUGCCGGCAGAGUGGAGCCACUGCCGCUCUCCCAGUGCCACGCCAUCACAUGCGCUCCUGGCGCUGAGGGUGAUGCGACGUGCCGUAGCAGCGGCUGUGCGAAUGGAUGCAGUUCUGACAGUAAGUGCGUUGCCUGA
This is a messenger RNA of Fulvia fulva, 942 nucleotides long. RefSeq lists its product as uncharacterized. The record is from RefSeq and is a predicted model, not a curated record. NCBI's taxonomy places the organism in Eukaryota, Fungi, Ascomycota, Dothideomycetes, Mycosphaerellales, Mycosphaerellaceae. The coding region runs from base 1 to 942 and encodes 313 amino acids. The transcript has 2 exons.